This is a messenger RNA of Paramecium primaurelia, 682 nucleotides long. The record is from the annotation of a GenBank genome assembly. Lineage: Eukaryota; Ciliophora; Oligohymenophorea; Peniculida; Parameciidae.
AUGAAAUCAUCAAAUUAUGAAACAAUAGAAUUGUAAGGUAAUCCUGCUUCAAGAGCCAAUGAAGACGAUGCAUUUCAAUAGCAUGGAAGACUAUCAUAUUUGUUUUAAACAUCUUUACCAUUAAAAAUAAGUUAAAGAAAAAAGUCAACAAUUAUUGGAAGUUCAAAAAAGAAUGCUUUUGAAGAUAGUAGGAUUACAAGACUUUAUUUUGAAAGAUAUAGAGUUUUAGAAUUAGGCAGAAUGUGGACAAUUUGUGCAAGUAUUGUUCUAAUGGUUCUUGAAGUUAAUUAUUUAUAAAUAAUAUAGUAUGAGGUUUCAUUUGCAAAUUAGUUAACGGAAAUAUACCAAGAAGAAAUUAAAACUCUAUUAUAUUUGAUUCUAAUCCUAACUAUUGUUUCAAGUAUUUUAUUUAUACUAUUUAGUUAUAAUGACAUUGAUUGCAUAUUUAGCAGAACUCGAAUUUAGGAAACGGUCUCUUACAGUACUAAUAGCCUCUACUAUUUUUCAAACAAAUCUCAUUUUUCUUUUGCUAAUAGAAACUACUAUAUUACUACAUUGUCCUACUCCUUAUACAAUUGGAUAUAAAGUUUCAUUCUCACAACGAUAUUCUCAUUAACCAAGAUUUUAUUUGUUAAUGAGAUAUUAACCUUCGUAAUGCUUUUUCGAUCAUUAUUAAUAUUGA